AUGGGGACGCAGCCCACAGAGCAGGUUUCCUGGGGCCCCUAUUCUGGAGAGGAUGACGAAGCUUACUCUGCAGAACCGCUGCCAGAGAUUUGCCACAAGGCGGAUGUCCAGGCCUUCAGUCGGACCUUUCAACCCAGCGUCUCGCUGACCGUGGCUGCGCUAGGUCUGGCUGGCAACGGCCUGGUCCUGGCUACCCACCUGGCUGCCCGACGCACUGCCCGCUCGCCCACCGCUGCCCACCUGCUGCAACUGGCCCUGGCCGACCUCCUUCUGGCCCUGACCCUGCCAUUCGCUGCUGUAGGGGUUCUUCAGGGCUGGAAUCUUGGAAGCACUACCUGCCGCGCCAUCUCCGGCCUGUACUCGGCCUCCUUCCACGCUGGCUUCCUCUUCUUAGCGUGUAUCAGCGCGGAUCGCUAUGUGGCCAUCGCACGGGCGCUUCCAGCAGGACCCCGACCCGCCACUCCAGGCCGUGCGCACUUGGUCUCCGUCCUCGUGUGGCUGCUGUCGCUGUUGCUGGCGCUACCCGCGCUCCUCUUCAGCCAGGACGGGCAGCGUGAAGGCCUGCGGCGCUGCCGCCUCAUCUUCCCCGAGGGCCUCGCGCAGACGGUGAAGGGAGCCAGCGCCGUGGCGCAGGUGGUGCUCGGCUUCGCGCUACCGCUGGCCGUCAUGGCCGCUUGCUACGCGCUCCUGGGCCGCACGUUGCUGGCCGCCAGGGGGCCCGAGCGCCGGCGCGCGCUGCGCGUCGUGGUGGCCCUGGUGGCCGCCUUCGUGGUGCUGCAGCUGCCCUACAGUCUUGCCCUACUACUGGACACAGCCGACCUCCUGGCAGCCCGUGAGCGGACCUGCCCUGCCAGCAAGCGCAAGGAUCUAGCGCUGUUGGUGACGGGAGGCCUGGCCUUGGCCCGCUGCGGCCUCAAUCCCGUGCUCUAUGCCUUUUUGGGCCUGCGCUUCCGCCAGGACCUGAGAAGGCUACUUCGGGGUGGGGGUUGCAGCCCCAGAUCCCCAGGCCGCCGCCGCUGCCCGCGCCGGCCCCGCCUUUCUUCCUGCUCGGCCCCCACAGAGACCCACAGUCUCUCCUGGGACCAUUAAAGCCUCAA
Molecule: messenger RNA, 1097 nt
Organism: Ochotona curzoniae (black-lipped pika)
Lineage: Eukaryota; Metazoa; Chordata; Mammalia; Lagomorpha; Ochotonidae
Product: C-C chemokine receptor type 10
Exons: 2
Coding region: 1-1089 (362 amino acids)
Biological process (GO): G protein-coupled receptor signaling pathway; immune response; chemotaxis
Cellular component (GO): membrane
Molecular function (GO): C-C chemokine receptor activity
Source: RefSeq, a predicted model, not a curated record